AUGGGUAUCAUCGCCUCCCGACAGAGAGGCUCGGAAGACUUGGAGGGUAGGAUCAACCCGGGAAGGAGGAAGCGGCCCUCGGCUCGCAGCCCGGACCGCGAGACUCCCAGCGUGAGGAGGAGGAGACGCGGCAGCAGGACGAGAUCUCUCUCGCCUUUCGGAGAGCGGCUGGUCAGCGCCGCCACUAGGGAUCUCAGAGUUGCUCCUUUGUUCAAUCUGGGACCGCGGAAACCCCUCGUGCGGCUUCGCAUCUUGCAGUACAUGAGCAUUGUGCACAUGAAGAGAAAGAUUGCACACCAUGUCGCCCUUAUCCGAGACGAGGACACUGUCAGUGAGAGGCAGCUGGACGAGAUUGGUGUUCUCAUGAAGGAGUAUAUCGGUGCGAUUAGAGAUCUCAAGUUCAUGCUUGAGCCAACGAGCCAAUAUGCCCGGACAGCAAACUUCCUCAAGGACUUCUUCUACCUGGAGCGGAAACACGACAGUGCAGUCUUACUUGACACCUACUUGGAUAAGAUUCCAGCACCACCGCGGGAGCUUUUCGACAUCAGCAUACCGGAGUACUCAGGUUUCGGCGGAUUCUCUUACAAGAGCGACGAGCAGGAACAAAACCUCGAGGCCUACUUUGGCAGGUUCUUCGCGGCAGUGCUGAGUGGCGUCGCGCUGAUCGGUCCCAUGCUUUUUAUGAAGCUGUACAAUGACUUGCUGGCCCAGCUCGUGACCGCUUCGGUCUGUGUCUUGAUCGUCGGAGGAGUGCUUUCGACGCUCGAGGAGGUGGCCAAGAAGGAUGUUGUGGCGCUGACGGCAGGGUAUGCCGCGGUCCUUGUGGUGUUCAUCGGAGCGAAUUCCUAG
Thyridium curvatum is the source of this 849-nucleotide messenger RNA. RefSeq lists its product as uncharacterized. The coding region runs from base 1 to 849 and encodes 282 amino acids. The transcript is spliced from 3 exons. NCBI's taxonomy places the organism in Eukaryota, Fungi, Ascomycota, Sordariomycetes, Thyridiales, Thyridiaceae. The record is from RefSeq and is a predicted model, not a curated record.